AUGGACGACCCCAAGCAAGCCAGCCACAGCAAGCUCGCAAUCGACGAGAUAAACGAAUGGGAUGCAGACGACCUACUCAAAUGGAUCGACCAAGAGCGACCGGGACUGCUCAAAGGCGAAGGUCUUGAGAGAUUUAAAACCGCAAAUAUCAACAAGAAUAUCUUUGUUAAUUCUGCUGGCGACAUGGGGUUCUUUAGAAAUGAAUGCGAGCUGUCAGUUGGGAUUAGCAAGAGUCUCGCGAUGCUGGCGAGCGAGGUCGCGAAAGGGAAGACUACUGGCCCCGAGACGAGGAAGAGAAAGCAUACGCCCGAGAUGGCUCCUUCGCCAAAGAGAACCCGAGUUGACAAUGGUAGCCUAAUAAUCAACGGCGAACUAGAGUACUUCCGAUCCGGAGCAAAGGAUUUUCCCAAUCUUCUACAGAGAGAGGGCCAGGCUUACUUCGAUCGUACCGGCUACAUCUCCAAGUUGGGCAAACUCGACGAGUUCAUACUUUUCUGCCGCCCACGUCGGUUCGGCAAAACACUAACAAUUAGGAUGCUGGAACAUUUCCACGGCCUUCAGUAUGCAGAUGAACAUCGAUGGCUGUACAAGGGUCUCGAUGUGCAAAAAGAUAUCGAUGAAAGAAAGGUGAGCCCCGGAAAGUACUUCGUCUUGACAUUCGACUUUUCCGAAGUCAACGCCAGCCCAGACCUUACGGAGGCGAAUAAAGCACUCAUGACGUCCUUAAACGGGGCCAUUAAGGACUUCUAUAACCAAUAUGCUGUAUACUUGGGCGGAAACUUUACUGAUCUGUGUCAACAUAUUGACAGUGAAAACCCUAACUCCAGUCUUAAGAAUUGUGCCAUGGUAGUUCGAAAUGCGAUUGAGCAGGACGACCGACUUGCCGGUAUUGAAAGGAUCUACGUGCUCGUUGAUGAGUACGAUGCUUUUCCCAACAACUACAUCAAACCACCCAAGACCGCCCGAGAAACCGGGGUCGAUUGGGAUGAUACACAAGUCGGACGUACUUUCAAAUCUUUCUGGUCUAUGAUGAAGAGAUUGUGCGCACGGGGGGACAUCCGAAGGAUUUUCAUCACAGGGAUCUCACCGCUCUCCUUAUCCAGUCUGGGCAGUGCGUUCAAUGUGACAAAAAAUGUGUCAUUCAAUAAGAAUCUGGCCGGGCUUUGUGGUUUAACAUACUCGGACUUGGAAGACGCCCUAAAGGGAAUCUACGAAGAUCCUGAAGUCUACAACGGUUUUCUUUCAGAAAUGACUAAAUUUUUCAACGGAUAUCAUUUCUGUAAAGAUAAAACGGUCGAAACUGUUUACAACACGGAGACGUGCUUAGCAUAUCUUCAGUGUCGUAUCGACGGAGACACACCAGAGACUCGAGACCCGGAAAACUCUGAAGUAUCUGAACAGUUUCUUAAUAGAUUUGCUGCUUCGACGCCAGUGAUAAGAGACUUCGAAAAAGCACUGGAAUGUGACGGAAAAGGGAACUUUAUGCCCGUCGAAUACGACCGAUUCAGACCUGAAUUUACACUUCGAGACUUGAAUGAGGAUGAAGAUUAUUCUUCGUGGCGUUCACUAACUAUCUACUUUGGCGGCCUUACGUUUCACCCAGAAAAGCCGACAACGCACCUUAAGAUACCGAAUAGGGUUGCGGCAGAUCGUAUCGCUCUCGCGGUCCUCCGAAAGUAUGGUCUGUGUAACUCUCUCUCAGAAGCACUUCGGUAUCUCGUGGACUACGGAGAGCUUGAACAAACGUUGGGUUGUUAUCGAGAAUUGAUGAUGCAACGAGACGUCACCACCCAAGAUCUUACCCAAACGAAUGAAGCAGCUCAUCGGGAUAGCUUCUAUUUCAGCCUGCUGCAAAACCAUUUUCUUGCUCCACGCGCAGAAUUCAAGGUGAUAAAGCCAAAUAAAACAAACGGUCGUAUCGAUCUUAUCCUCCAGGUUCCCGGACAACUGAUUGUUACCGAAUGGAAGUUCUAUCGAAUUAACUUCCUAGAUAUAGAGGGUGUCGACAGAUAUGCGACUCUCGCUAAAGCAGACAUCCUGCGCAACUACGACCUCUCUAAAAUUCUUGAGCUUAAAUUCGCCACUUGGGACAUACACCAUCAAGGAACAAUUGGAUCAUGGGUUAUGGCAAAUGAGGCCCGGCAGCUAAGAGAUUAUAUCAAGAGCACUGAAAUACAGCAAAAGGUGGAGAAAGACAGUCUGGAGCUGCAGGCACACUUUGUUAUUGUUGUCGGGUCACGUCAUAUCUUGUUGUGGGAUAUGGAUAAGGAGGGAAAUUUGGCUGCAGAACCUCGUCUCGUACAGGCGCCAAGCAGAUCUAAACGGACAGGAUGA
Rhinocladiella mackenziei CBS 650.93 is the source of this 2334-nucleotide messenger RNA. RefSeq lists its product as uncharacterized. The coding region runs from base 1 to 2334 and encodes 777 amino acids. The record is from RefSeq and is a predicted model, not a curated record. Lineage: Eukaryota; Fungi; Ascomycota; Eurotiomycetes; Chaetothyriales; Herpotrichiellaceae. The transcript has 4 exons.